Messenger RNA from Anguilla rostrata (American eel), 1782 nucleotides. RefSeq names its product histone chaperone asf1b-A. Gene Ontology annotation, cellular component: chromatin; nucleus. NCBI's taxonomy places the organism in Eukaryota, Metazoa, Chordata, Actinopteri, Anguilliformes, Anguillidae. Gene Ontology annotation, molecular function: histone binding. The transcript has 4 exons. The coding region runs from base 456 to 1049 and encodes 197 amino acids. Gene Ontology annotation, biological process: DNA replication-dependent chromatin assembly. The record is from RefSeq and is a predicted model, not a curated record.
AGCUUCCUCAAUCGCAUGCAAGCUGCCUGGCGGGAGAGUGAGGAGAACGAUAAAUGUAUGAAUUAAUAAACGGAAAUUUGGUUUGCAGCGGGGAGUUCAAUAUUACUUAAACUUAAAUUGCUGCUCUCUUCUUGAGUACAUUUUAAAAAUCUAAAUUCUGAGCGCUGAGGAAAAGUAUCCGGCCAGUGUUAAAGAAUGAUUGGCCGUUUGCUUGAACACUUACAACAAUAGUUAGCUAGCGGCUAAUAUUGUUGGUCAGUUAGCUAUACAGCAAGAUUGUUUGCGAACUGCUGGAUCAUUUCCUUGUGAACUGUUAUUCAUCGUACUUCAAAUACGUUUUAAAGUCGAAAACUACAUGGUCAUCCAAUAACCUGUCAGAUCUAUCUUGCAUUCAUUUUGUUAGCUUUGCUAGUUUGGGUCUUCACACUAUUCGGUUAAACCAGUCACGUUCAGUUAUGGCGAAAGUUCAAGUGUUAAAUGUCGCGGUUCUGGAUAACCCGAGUCCGUUUGGCAACCCCUUUCAGUUCGAAAUGACAUUUGAAUGCAUGGAGGACCUACCAGAAGAUCUGGAGUGGAAGAUCAUCUACGUGGGCUCGGCGGAGAGCGAGGAGUACGAUCAGACUCUGGAUUCGGUUCUGGUGGGCCCGGUUCCUGCAGGGAGGCAUAUGUUUGUCUUUCAGGCGGACGCGCCGAACACGGACCUGAUCCCCGAGACGGACGCGGUGGGCGUGACGGUGGCGCUGAUCACCUGCACGUACCGCGGCCAGGAGUUCAUCCGCAUCGGCUACUACGUCAACAACGAGUACACGGACCCAGAGCUGCGAGAGAACCCGCCCGUCAAACCAGACUACUGCCAGCUCCAGAGGAACAUUCUGGCGUCAAACCCGCGCGUGACGCGCUUCCACAUCAACUGGGAAGGCUGUGCCGACAAGAUGGAGGACUGCGAGAACGUGGAUCCUGCCCCCAACGCCAUGUUGCCCCCUUCCUGUGCCUCGGGGAAACCCCCGGCCCUUGGGCUCAUGCCCGACAACUCCAUGGACUGUUUGUAGACGUUUGACCGAAGAAACAAGCAAACACGCAUACGCUGUCCCUCAAGCACUGCUGUAGAGGAAGAAUGUAUGCAUCACACACCCAUACACUCGCACACACGCACAUAAAAAAAAAAAGUACGCACUCAGUCUAAUCUGUGGGAUAGGAAGGAGGGUAAAGACAUUCACACGCACGCGCGUGUGCACACUGCAUCACAACUCCCUGCACUUCUCGAAGAGGAAGGAGACGACAGAUCUCCUACACGGAUACACGCGUGCGCCUGUACGUUUGCCAACACGCUCUAGUCCUACACAGAAUCACACAGACUGACUGGAUGCCCAGAAUCUCUGCUACUCCUGCAACUGAGGAACCAUUCUUCUCAAUGCACUCUUUACCAGGAGGACGAGCAGAGACGAAAAAGACAGAGAAAAGUGAAGCGAGAAUUUCAUGUGCGUGCGGACACACCUAAAAGGAGUAUAAUAGAAUUUUGAUGGUGGCUUAGCGAUGUCUUUUAGUUUUGCCUUUUGACGUUAACUGGAAACGGGGAGGUGUGGGAUCUGUACUUGUGCAUGAAGGUGUUUAAUUAUUGUUAACUGUAUAUACGUUCUUAUUUUGUUUUGUUUUUUGUAACCCACAUUUGUAUUGAAAAUGGCCAUGCAUCUUUAUGCAAUGGGAUGUUUUUUUUUUUUUUUAAAUACCCAAGAAGAGCUUUAUAAUUCUUGUUAUGAUGGUAAAUAAAUGUAUUUGUAUGCA